Rubroshorea leprosula is the source of this 2499-nucleotide messenger RNA. The record is from the annotation of a GenBank genome assembly. NCBI's taxonomy places the organism in Eukaryota, Viridiplantae, Streptophyta, Magnoliopsida, Malvales, Dipterocarpaceae.
UGAGAAUAUCGUUUCUCCUUCUUAGCUUCUUCUUUUCCAAAUCGGACUCGUACUGUGUUUCUACCGUUUCUGUGGGAACCGUCUGAAAUACGAAACCCUAAUUUUCUUAUUAGGGUUUCCUCCAAUGGCUGCAAUAGCUUAAUCAAAAUCGAGAUCAAGUAUUUUUUUUAUUCAUGCAAAUAUUUUCGGUUCUGUUGAUCUGGAUGUAAAAUCCAUUCCAUCAUCGGCGAAUCCGGAAGCAAGAACUCUGAAAAUUGUUGAAUUUUGGAUCUGAAUAGUGUUAUUAAUGGCGGAUCAGCAAGAGGAAGAGGACUUGAGAAUGGCUUUGCGGAUGAGCAUGCAGAAUGCGCAGCCAGAGCCGAAGCGGAGCAGGCCUCGGGAAGUGACUGGCUCAGGAGUUCCGGUGAUGACACCGGAGGAGAGCAAGCGGCAGCAGCGUGAGCUAAUGGCGGCAGCAGCUGAGAAGCGGAUGCAGGCAGCAGCAGCUGAGAGAAGUAUGCAGCCGACUAAAUCUGCCCCCGCUCCCGCUUCCGCUUCUUCUCCAUCCAAAAUUGUAAAAAGCGGAGAUUGUUUGAGGAAAGAGAAGGAAAUCAGAGCGAGUCAAGGGGAUUCACGAAAGGAAUUAACAAAGGGGGAAGCUCAGCAGUUAUUUUCAAUGGUGUUUGGGAGUGGUGUUUCUAAGGAUAUACUUGCUCAGUGGAGUAAUCAGGGUAUCAGGUUUAGCCCUGAUCCGGAAACGUCUAUGGGUCUAGUGCAGCAUGAAGGCGGGCCCUGUGGUGUCUUAGCAACCAUACAAGCAUCUGUUCUCAAACAUCUGCUUUUCUUUCCGGAUGAAUUAGGUAACACUGCACUGAACAUUCCUGAGAAUUUAGGUUUUGGGAGAUUUUCUCAAAAUCGAUCUGUUGCAUCAGAUAAUUUUGCUGCUCUUGGUGAAGAUGCAAAAAUAAGAGCUUUAGUUAAAAGCAUGGGUGAGAUAUUAUUUUUAUGUGGAAAUAAUAAAAGAGCUGCAAUUGCUACUUUGAGUGCUAUUGGCCAUGACAUUGAGGGAUCUAAAGGCUCUCCCGAGGAUGUGGUUAUUGCCCAAGCUCUUGAAGGUCUUUCAAUUGAAUCAGCUGCUGAUUUGCAGAAGGUUCUAAGAGUUGACAUAUACACAACAACAGAAAAUGCCUUGAAGAGGCUGGAAAAAAUGAUUCCUGUGUUCCAAAGUCGUAUGGGGGCGCUGCUCUUCCUUCUUUCUGCAUUACUUUCUCGUGGACUGGACUGUGUUGAAGCUGACAGGGAUGAUCCCAGCUUACCGCUAGUCACUGCCCCAUUUGGUCAUGCUUCUCAAGAGAUUGUGAACCUAUUGCUCUCCGGGCAAGCUGUACCAAAUGUAUUUGAUGGGAGAAUGGACUUUGGUGGUGGCAUGUUUUUGAAGGGCAUAUCUACAAGUGUGGAUGUCGGAUUCCUCACUCUUCUAGAAUCUCUUAAUUUCUGCAAGGUUGGCCAGCAUCUGAAAUGCCCAAGAUGGCCAAUAUGGGUUGUUGGUAGUGAGUCUCAUUAUACAGUUCUAUUUGCUCUCGAUACAGCUGUUCAAGAUGAAAAUGAACUGGAAGAAAGGGAAUCACAGAUCCGUAAAGCUUUCGAUGCACAAGAUCAGAGUGGAGGUGGUGGUUUUAUUGGUGUGGAAGGUUUCCAUCAAGUUCUCAGGGAGACAAAUAUCAGACUUCCACCUGAGAAACUUGAUAGCCUUUGCAGCUCAGGCUUUAUUGUAUGGAGUGAGUUCUGGCAGGUGAUUUUGGAUUUAGACAAGGGCUUGGGAGGCCUAAAGGAUUCGACUGGACUGAUGGGUAGAAAAGUAUUUGACCUUUACCAUUUUAAUGGGAUUGCAAAAUCAGAUUUGAAUGGCAGCCAAGCAACAUCUCCAGGGGAGACUCCAGUGCAAAGACCUAGGCUCACAAAAUUGAGGGUUUCAGUACCUCCAAGGUGGACCCCCGAGGAAUUCAUGGCAGAUGUAACAGUAUCCUCUGGUUCUGUGGGGGGUGAAUCAAGUGGCAAAGACACUGAAGUUACUAAACCUGAACCAGCUCAGCAGGCGCCUCUGGUGGACUGCAUUAGAACACGAUGGCCUCGUGCUGUGUGUAAUUGGGUUGGUGAUCCUCCUAGCAUAGUCUGAAUGUAUAUUAAUCCUUCAUGUUGGAAGCAAAAUGCAUGGAAUUUUUAAGACUCACAGAAAUGAAGUCACAGUUGGGUGUCUCUGGCUGGUUUGCUAACACCUUGGAGCCCAUGAGAGGAGCAGAUUUUCCCGGUAUUGUUGGUUUCAAGCUUGCGCGUCACCAUUUUCUGCUGUGUAUUUGCUAUAGUGUUGACAAUCUAAUUCAAUUUUCAUAUGCCAAAUACUGAGGGGAGAUAUUUCUGUCGAGAAAACGUGUAAAAUUUAUUCAUAUUUAUUUGCCUUAGUUGAUGAGUGAAGUUUCUUUCUAGGUAAAAUUCAAUAAUAAACAAACAUCUAUAUAUUCU